Molecule: messenger RNA, 5237 nt
Organism: Aricia agestis (brown argus)
Lineage: Eukaryota; Metazoa; Arthropoda; Insecta; Lepidoptera; Lycaenidae
Gene: Eip74EF
Product: ecdysone-induced protein 74EF
Exons: 11
Coding region: 570-2111 (513 amino acids)
Biological process (GO): regulation of transcription by RNA polymerase II; cell differentiation
Cellular component (GO): nucleus
Molecular function (GO): DNA-binding transcription factor activity, RNA polymerase II-specific; sequence-specific DNA binding
Source: RefSeq, a predicted model, not a curated record
GAGCGCGCCGCACGCACUCAGUGACACCCGCGCGCACUCCCAGUGAACGAGUGAACAAACUGAGUGAUUGUGAUUUUGGAAUUUGGAUUGCUAUUUGGAUGAGACGGCAGAGAGACGGCUGGCAAGUUACCCACCAAAUGUGUUCAGACGCAACUACAGCCUUCCUAGUUAUACACCUUCAACAUAAUAAUUGAAGUAAUGGCGUGCAAUUGAUCCUGCCGCCGCAUGCUCCGACAACACCACACGAUAAGCUAGCGGCGCGUGCUGGCGGGCGGGAGCGCUGCCUCUAUGCCGCAGCGACGCAGGUUCGACAUACACCGGGACGUUGCCAGGUCGCUGCUGAAGACGAGGGGGCGGGGAGUGAGGUAACCUGGCCGACAUGUGUUCCACCGUCAGAUAAUACAACGAAUAAUGUACAGUCCGUCCAAUCACUGCCAAACUUUCAUAACGAAUUUACUAGUUAUAUUAGUGUAGUACGCGAGUGUAGUGAAGUGUAGUGACAACGCCAUCUGGCGUGCGCUAGAGACAAGGUGGCGGGGACGCAUGCGCCGUCUGGGCCGGCGUUGGCGAUGCCAUUUAUUGAAGACGAGUGGUGGUCAGUGGAGAAUGAGGGAAGAAUGGUCGACCUCUCCAAUUGCCUACAAGAUGCAGUAGCCGCUAGCGGUCAAAGCGCUGCCCAGCUCCAGUUGCAGAUGGCGACAUCUCUCGGCGAGCUGUCGCAGGCCGAGCUGUCAAACUUCGUGGGCGGCCUCACGCUGGAGGCGGACGGCUCCGAGGCGACGGACCCCGACGACAUCCUGAAACAGUUGGGCGAGACCGCCUUCGACAACUUCGACUUCCUCACCGACCUGACCAAUGCCACUGCGACGUCGGUUCCACCCGUCGAAAUUAAGCAAGAAGAAAACAACAAUGUAUCGCCAGCGUCCGGUAGCCAGCUACAAAACCUCUACUACCAGAACAACCAACUGCAGAACAACGGCCAGCAGCGGCUACAGCAGCUGCUGAGGAACGGCACCAACGCCAUCAACCACGCCGUGGCCAACAACAUCAACAACGGGCGGUACAACAUCGCCUCCGCUAACCCGCUGCUUGCUGAGAAGCUCGCGGCGACAUCUAGCGGCAUAAAGCAGGAACCUUUAAGUGCUGAUUAUAAUGGACCAAAUAUGAACUAUGGAAGUGCUUCACCGAUGCAGAGGGUGCCUAGUGGGAAGCCGCAGGUGAACGAUGCCGGUGGAGGAAAAGGUAAGCCUAAGUAUCUGUUCACAGCUUCAGCAGCAGUUAGAUACUUGGACGGAGAGCCAACAUCGCUGGGUCUGGGUGGACGGGGCAGCCUGAGCCGGGCCAUCAUACACGGCCUGCUGGCGCCCGCCACACCCAGACAUCACCUAUACGCCGCGCCCAAUACGGGGUCGCUACCACCGUCGCCGGCGGACAGCGGCGUGUCGGACGUGGAGUCGUCGUCGUCGGGCGCGGGGUCGGCGGAGGAGCUGAAGGCACGCCUGCAGCCGCCGCCCGCACCCUACGCGCCCUUCCUGCCCUUCUACCAGCAGCACCAGCUCACCUCGCUACAGCACGUCACGCAUCCGCGACCUCCAGUGAGCGUGGGCGAGCGCGAGUACGGGUACGGGUACGGGGGCGGAGGCCACCACUUCGCCGCGCCCGCGCCCCCCCCGCUCCCGCACGACGACCUGCCCUACUCCGUGUUCGACUUCGGCGACUACCAGCGGCACGCGCACCACAACAAGCUCAAGCCCAAGAAGCGCCGCGACGCGCCGCCCGCGCCCGGCGUCAAGCGCAAGAGCCGCGAGGGCUCCACCACCUACCUGUGGGAGUUCCUGCUGAAGCUGCUGCAGGACCGCGAGUACUGCCCGCGCUACAUCAAGUGGACCAACCGCGAGAAGGGCGUGUUCAAGCUGGUCGACAGCAAGGCCGUGUCGCGCCUGUGGGGGCUGCACAAGAACAAGCCCGACAUGAACUACGAGACCAUGGGGCGCGCGCUGCGCUACUACUACCAGCGCGGGAUCCUCGCCAAGGUGGACGGCCAGCGGCUCGUCUACCAGUUCGUCGACGUGCCCAAGGACAUCGUCGAGAUCGACUGCUCGCUGGCGUAGGCCCCCCCUACCCCCUCCCUCCGGGGGUGAAGCCCGAGCGUUUUUCACUAGCUCUAGUAAAUUUUAUCUUUCGGAAUCGUCGUGCAUCGCGUUUUCUAUCGCUUCGAUUGAUGUUAUAAUAAUUGUUCGGUAAUAUACGCUGUGGAAAUUGAAUAUUUAUACUAUAGAGAGGAAAUCGAUUGCUCAAAUGUUUAUAUAUACCUAUUUUUAGGGAAAUUCGGAAAGGAACGCCCCGCGUCAGAGUUUUGUCCCGGCCCGGGCGGCUCGGCUCGGGCCGGCCGCUCCAUCAGAACUACCUACCUCAAAUCUAAGCGAAACUAAUGGAUAUAUGAUAUACAGAUUAUUCGAAAACAUUUUACAAUACGCAGUAGAAUCUAUAUGAGAGUUUAUAUAAAAGAAGUAUUUACCUAAAAGUGUUUAUGAUAUUCCUUCGAUAUGAUAUAUAUAUGAUGUUUGGUGCUCGUAUGGCCGUUUGCAUAUUUACACAUUGUUACAAACUUAGAAACUCGAUGUUUAUAUAUUUGUAAAUCAAUUUUAUCUAGCCGUUCCUUUUUUGAAAUGAAGCGAGAUGCCCCAGACGACGUCCGGGCGGCCGGCGGGGAGCGACACCUCGUUUCCCGAAGUCGGUUAACUCUAAGCAUAUCCCUGGCGUCGCCUCCGGCAGAGCGCAUUAGUAUUCUCUAUUAUUCUUGUUAAACCGAAUUUUUCAAUUGAUAUUAUUAAGAUUCUUAUUUGUGGGCGUCCCACUAGAGUACUGAAACCAACUGCCAACUUUCUGUUAGGAAAAAUAGAUAAGGUAUGAAUUUUGUGCGUUACGUGUUAAUUACAAAUAGUCGUGUAAGCAGUUUCGGGCGGACGACCGCUCGGUUUAUUUAACUAUCGUUAGUUCCGCUGCCCGCGCGGCGGUGGAACUGCACAGGUCGGCCUCGGAGGAUGCGCAGCACGCUCGUGUGAUGUAUGAGGAUGUUCCCUGCGGCCGAACUGUGCAGUUGGACCGUCGCGCGCGCAGCCCGGUGCGGGGGCCCGCCGCUACAUAUCGCCGCGCGCGCCGCAUAUCAACUCCUCCCCCACGACUACUAUUGUGAUAUAAUUUGUAUAGAGCGCCGGGCCCCCAUUUUUUUGUUACCUGAAUAAAUAUUAAUAUUAAUUACGACACGUGGUCCAAUGUUAACGAAUCAAUACUUUAACUAGAUAGACAUAGACGGAGUAGACUAGGACGGUAGGCCUCGCCGCCCCGGCCCUGCGCCCGCGCACGCAGAUUCGAGCAUGAAACUCUAUAGGAAACAAUACUAAUGUAACAUCGAGGAGUUUCUUCGUGAAAGCGUCAAGCUCGGAGCUCCCCCAAUUUAUGUAACAGAGCUCGAGUCCGCGUGCGCCGGUGCUAAGGAAUUGUUAGUUAGAGGGCGCGAGUCCGAACGAAUUGCAGGAGGGCGAAGUCCGAGCGCCCGCGCGCCAGCUCCGCGCAUGUUUUGCAAUAUUUUUUAUACACUCGGUCGAGAUAGGUGUCGAUAUAUUAGCACGUAAGAUAGGCCGGCGCGCGGACUCCGCCACCUGGUGAGGGUUAGGAGCAGACAGGGGCGGGUGCUGUGCCGCCGCCCGCCCGCGAACGCCUGCGCCAAACGCUCGCCCUACUUUAGGGGGAGAGGACCUGAAAAGAGUUAACGCACACUCGUCCGAAAGUGUGUGAGAAGAGUCGAUGAGUAUCCCGGCUCCCGCUACAGUAGUCCGAGCGGCGGCGCCCGCACUCGCCGCACCACACCGGUGAUCUCACAUCCACGCCCAGUGCCCGUUUCGUAUUUUAAAUAUAUAUCGUAAAGUUGAUCGUAUAGUUAGGCUGAAUUCUCAAAAUUAUACUGUUUCCUUUUUUAUAAUACUAUGUCCCGCUUUUGUAAAUAUAAUUGUAGGUUAACUUAUUUAUUUCCGAAGUAUGGCGCUCGCGAGAUCCGCGCCGGAACGUCGGCCGUCCGUCUGUCGCCCGUAUGAAGCUAUCAUAGAGAUCUCUAUAUUAGCUUCACGGUCGCCCGCCUCGACUGCGACGUCGCGUCGCUCUCGCGUCGCGCUCGCGUCGCGUUCGCGUCGGUCGCGCUAUAUCGGGGACGAUCCGAGCGGAGCGGCGCUCAUCUCGUGACCGCCCCCAUACUUCACUUUAAAUUUUAGGAAAUUUCGUUCUAUAGUUUUAAAAUUUUAUUGUAACAUAAAUAUAUAAUAUAGUAGCGGUAGGCAAUGAAUGGACCACAAGCGGCAGGGAGCGCUCUCAGAAUUUAUAAUUCGGCUAGUGUGAAACGUUAGAGAGUUACCGAUUAGUUGGCAAAAUGUCUGAGCAAACAUUUAAAAUACGUGCUCGCGUUUAAAAAAAAUAAUUUUAGUCGAAUUGAUGUUGUUAAAAAUCAAAGUUUCUAAUUAUUAAUGUACUUAAAUUUUCAAUGUAAAUUUUACCAGCACCUCGUGAAAAUUAUCGUUAAAAUUAUUUUAAUCGAGCCUAGUCUUAGUGAUAUGAUAAAUUUCGUUUUAAUUUUUCGCGCGGUUUAUUGGCGAAAUUGAGGUCUGUUGAGGGGCGGCGCGCCCCGGCCGCGAUCGCGGGUCGCACGCGGGUCGUACGCGGCCCGCACGCUGCACGCUCGCCGAGCGCGCCGCCCGCGAACGCACGCGCACAGGGACGUCGGGCGCGAUGUAUAUUUGCGAAUAUUUGCGCGGAAGCAAUGAGAAGGUUAGUGAAUUCGGAUUAAGAGUGAGGUGUUCGCCAAAGGAACACGUUUCGUCUACUUGUCAAUGUUUUAUUAGAAAAAUUUUGUCCAAUAAUAUUCCAUACGUAAUUUUUAAAAUUUUUAAAUCUAAAUAAACCUUUUUAAAUCGUUUUCGGUCCGCGAUUUUCCGCGAGUUUUCGUCAAAAUCUUUGAGUUCUGAGAGCUUUGUGAGAUAAUUUCUGCGUUAAUAUUGCUUUUAGUUGUUAAUGUUCGAUUAUUUUUAAUUUUAGUUGUUUAAUUUAACAAAAUAAUGUAUUUCUGCCCCCUAGUUAAGUUAUUUUUUAUGUAUAGCUAGUUAUAAGUGUAAAUGAUUUAGCACAUAAAUCUGAUGCAUGAUUAUAAUGUUAAUAAAAUAUCUACAAUAAACACAGCUUCUUGUUUA